Stegodyphus dumicola is the source of this 1192-nucleotide messenger RNA. RefSeq lists its product as uncharacterized. Gene Ontology annotation, molecular function: NAD+ binding; oxidoreductase activity. Lineage: Eukaryota; Metazoa; Arthropoda; Arachnida; Araneae; Eresidae. Gene Ontology annotation, biological process: fatty acid metabolic process. The record is from RefSeq and is a predicted model, not a curated record.
CGAACAAAGGAAUGACCUAGCCCUUCUAUUUAUCCCUCAGUCUGAGGUACCUACCAUAAUAAGCUGUUUCUCUCUCAUUUGGCGUUAAGGCUGUUUUUCGAACAAAAUCCGAAUGUUCUUUGUGAAUAACAUCUCAAGAAACAAGAUUAAUAGCUGUUAAUGGCUAAUGAAACGUCAACACAGGAUUAGUCACCUGAUUCAAAUCAACCAAUGAAUUGCAGCUGAAAUGUAUUGUUGAUUACUUCAAACUAUGGCAACGUGAUUGUUGUUGUAUUCCUCUACUGUAGUUAUAUUUUCAGUAUUUAUAUAUAUUUAUUUUAUCUAUGCUUUGAAUAUUUCAUAAAAGUCUGUAUAUAGAAUUUGGGUUUAAAAUUUUAUGCAGAAUAAUUCUCGUAUAAUUUCAUUUUAAUUGUCUAAUUUUGUAUUUAUUGUGGAGGUGUGUGAUACUUGUAAAUUGUUAACGUGUCUGUGAAAGCUUCUAAAUUUUUAAAGGUUAAAGUUUUUAGUAUUUUAACAAGUCUGGAAACUUCUGAUUAUGGUCAAAGUAACAGUUAUAGGAGGAGGAAGUCUUGGUGUUAAAAUUGUUGGGGAAUUAGCAUAUCAUGGCCAUGAGGUGCGGGUGUAUGAUCGAAAUCCUGAGGCUUUAGAUCGAGUUCGUUUAAGAAUUCAAGAAGAUAAGCGUCUUCUCACUGAAGAUGGACUCUUACUAACACCUACAUUUUUAGGUGAUGUGUAUUACAUAAGCAGAUUAGAAGAAGCUGUUAAAGUGUCAGAUUUCAUAAUUGAAGCUGUACCUGAUGAUUUAGCUCUAAAACAGGAUUUAUUUGAAUGGAUAUCACAGUGUUGUAAAAGUGAUGCAGUAAUUGCUACAAAUUCUAUGAAUUUAAGUAUAGAUGACAUAGCUGAACGAGCUGCUCAGAAAGAGCGAUGCUUAAUUAUGAGAUUUUUGUUUCCUGUGUACUGCAUACCUGAAGUUGAAAUAGUACCAGGGAAAUUCACUUCAUUAGCGACACUGGAGAAAGUUCGCAUGUUUCUUGCUAGAAUGGGAAAAAUUGCUUUCUUUAGAUGUGGAACUGAUCCACUUGUAUUGAGUCCAGAACAAAGAGAAGCAAAAAAGUCAGUGCUAGUAGAUUGUCCUGGAUCAGACCAAGGAAGGUUCUUUUACGAGGGCUCUUAGGCAUGUAACCUUUAU